AGAGCUUCUAAUCCAACCUCCCUGCUAAAGCAGGUACGUACGCAAAACGCCUCCAAAAACAUGCUGUGUUUUGGGGCCAGCAAGGUUGCCAGGCAUGCUGUCUGGUCCCCAGCCCAGGGCACGUCAAUCUCUGUGAGGUGACACUCCUCGGUGCGAUGUCACAGUGGCUGUCUCUUAGUCCUCUGUGGCAGCGGUGGGAGCGGUGGCUCAGUAGCUUGUGGAAGCUGCAGGAGGAGGACCCAGAGAGAGCACUGUGUCUGUCUGGAGACAUCCUGCUGUGAUGGAGCGGCUGAGAGCCCUUCGAGGUCUCUUUGCUUGUGUGGGCUGCAUGCCCAGGCGUACGCGUCGCGGGAGCAGAGGCAGGGUGGCAAGCUCUGUCCCUGCCUGUCCUGUGACUUUGCUGCUGCAGCGCCUGCAAGACAGGGAGGGUGACCGAGCGCAGGCGUACUGCCAGCUGGAGAGCGCCCUGUGGGAAGAGGGCAGCCGCCCGCCGUGCGGGGUGGCGAACCGGCUGCUGGCAGAGGUGUCUCGGGACCUGACGGCGGCCCAGGGCGUGACAGACAACCUGAGGAUGGCUGCCAGCAAUGUCCUGGUGGCUCUGGCACGGUCGCACUUCAGCUUGGUGAUGGCCGAGCUCCAGGGCCACCUGAAGGCCAUGGGGGAGAUGUCCAAGGAGUUUGUGCUCAUCACCCUCAGCAAGCUGUUCAGCAUCUACGCUCCGCAGUGCAUCGCCUUCAUGUGGCUGAUACUGGCCGGCCUGCGCAGCGUGGCCGGCCAGGUGAGGAGCGGCCGCGCCCUGCGCGUCGCUUGUGCUGUUGUGAAACAAUGGUCAGAAGGAGUCCGGUUUCACCUGUACUCGGGAAAGCAAUGCCCCUGGCCCACCAUGGAGAAAGAGCGAAUCUAUGAGAAUCUUUACCAGCUCCUCUGCUCCGUGGUGAGGAACUGGCAGGGCUGCGAGGAGGAACAGGACAAACAGGCCGUCCUUGGGGCUGUGGCUGCCAUGCUGGAUGUCCUCCUGCAAGAGGAGCUGCACCGAGAGCGCAUCUGGGAGCAGCUCCUCCGGCUCGUGCACCACUAUCAGGAGGUCCGAGACAGUUCCAGGGUGACCAAGAGCCUCAGUAUCUUCCUGGAGGCCAUGGAGGGAGUUCAGUCUGUCGUCCCCAGGGACACGUUUCUGGCCAUCACCAGUGCCGUGUUCUACCAGCUCUCCGGUGACACAAAACAGCACAGCGAGGCUGAGAGCACACGGAUGACCCACUGCAUCCUGCUGCAGGCCCGCAUCUGCCCGGAGGAAACCAUCCUGUUUCUGCAGUCGCAGCUGGGCGAUGAGAGGGAGGCCAGACGCGUGGCAGCCCUGGGUCUGCUCGGUGCUCUGGCUCGCUCGGAUGAGCCUGUGAUGGCAGAGAAGCUGCCCCAGGUUGUGGAGGCCGUGCAGUGUCUGUGCGGGGACCUCAGGACGCAGGUGAGGAGGGCCGUUCUGCACUUCCUCAGGGGUCUGCUCAGCGCUGACGCCCGCAGCUGCUCAGCCUGGGAUGUGGUGGGCCACAUCUUCAGUGAGUUCAGCCGCAGCGCGGGAAGAAGGGCGGCCGGAGACCUUUCUAAGGCUUUCCUGUACAAGGCUCUUGGGACAGCACUCGGAGCUUGUAAGGAAGUCCUCCAUGUGCAAGAGAAGCUGCUGCAACACCUGGAGGAAGCAAACGCGGAGGAGCCAUCUGAGGCCCAGGGGAUGGUCUCUCUUCUCAGCCACGCUGCUGAGAGCAACUUCCAGCCAGUCCUGGAUGUGCUCACCAUGUUUGCGUCCAGGCUGUGCAAAGGCCGGCGUGCAAAGAUGUCCGCACGCAAGAAGAUGGAACAGGACAGCACAAGAGCCCAAGCCACACGCAGCGCUCUUAUGCUCGCCCACGGCAGCUUGGCGCUGCGUGCCUCCAAAGAUCAACUGCUCGCCCGCCUGGAGGGAGACAUCGUGGGCAACAUCCUGCUGCUCUACAGCUGCAGCUGCCGGGUGAGAGCUGGGGGCGUGCCAGGGUGCCAGAGCGCCCAGCCGCAGCCCCUCCACCUGGGGGGAUGCUGGAAAGAAAGUGCCGGGAAGGGAGGGAGAGGGAUGGCAGGAAGGGAAAGAAAAGAUGUCCACAGUGACGCAGAUGCUCUGCCCCAGGUCCUGCGGAGGUCAGUCGCCUCAGACAAUGCAUGGGAGCGCAAGAGGGCCUUGCAGGCGUGCUCCCAGCUGCUGGCUGCUUGUGAAGAGCUUCGAACAGAAGAUGCCUGCAAGCACUUUGGCUCCUUGGUGGGAUUGCUGGCGCCUCUGACCUGUGACCCCAUGCCCGCGUCCCGCCAGUUGGCCGUCACCUGCCUGAGCUCCCUUCUCCGAAUCCAAGCCAAGGUGACCAACGCGCUCAUCAAGACGGGAGACAUCGGGAGCCUGCGUGAGGGGCUGAAUGCCGGCAGCACCAUCUCUCAGCUCCAGACCUCGUCCAAAAUCGCGAGGGUCUGUUGCAGCAGCUUCCCCCUGGAGCGCAGCGUGGACUUCAUGACCGCCAUCAGGGAGACCUUCCGGGAGGCCAAAGGGAUGCGUGCGCGUGCUGCUGGGAAGUGGAUGAUCACCUUUCUGCAGAUGCACGGGAAGGACAUCCACUGGGAGGUGCCAUCGAUCCUCCACAUCCUGCGCAGCUGCAUGCGCUCCAUGCAGCAGACCAUGCUCCUGCCCAUCCUGUGCCAGGCAAAGAAUCAGCCCUGCAGAGCUCCUCUUUCUCCACGUCAGAUGACGCGUUCUGUUCCUGCCCGCCUCCCUCUCAUUUCUCUGUGCCUUCUUCAGCCUCGGCCUCCUUUCUCUGAGCAGCAGGUUGAGGCCAGCUGCCUCUCUAGCAGCACCCUUCCACCUCAUCUCUGCCUGACGCUCACCCUCUCUUGCACCCCUCUCAUUCUCAUCCUUCCUCUUGUGCUUCACUUGGCCCUGCCCCUGCUGUGUACGUGCCUGCAGGCCGCGCUGGCGGCAGGGGACGGCCACUGCUGA
Molecule: messenger RNA, 3010 nt
Organism: Numida meleagris (helmeted guineafowl)
Lineage: Eukaryota; Metazoa; Chordata; Aves; Galliformes; Numididae
Product: maestro heat-like repeat-containing protein family member 2A
Exons: 23
Coding region: 281-3010 (909 amino acids)
Cellular component (GO): cytoplasm
Source: RefSeq, a predicted model, not a curated record